GCUCAUGCGCGGUGGGGACGCGGGCCCAUCGCUGCCCCGGCUGGCGCAGGCCGAGGAUGGCGGAGGGGGGCUCGGGCGACGCGGGCUCCGCGGGCAGCCUGCGCCCGGGGCUGCCGGGGCCACGGGGGCUGCUGGGCAGGCGGCCCGGCGCCCCCCCCGUCACCCCCGGGCGCCUGCCCUCCAUCCGCUCCCGAGACCUCACCCUGGGCGGCGUGAAGAAGAAAACCUUCACCCCCAACAUCAUCAGCAGGAAGAUCAAGGAAGAGCCCAGGGAGGACACCUCCGUCAAGAAGGAGAAGAAGGAGCGGGACCGGCAGCGCGAUGGGCACGGCCGGGGCCGGGGCCGGCCCGCCGUUAUCCAGUCCCACUCCAUCUUCGAGCAGGGUCCUGCUGAAAUGAUGAAGAAGAAAGCAGGCUCCUGGGACAAGACAGUGGAUAUGUCGGACUUUGGUCCUUCCCACAUCAUCAACAUCAAGAAGGAGAAGAGGGAGACGGACGAGGAGACGAAGCAGAUCCUGCGGAUGCUGCAGAAGGAUGAUUUCCUGGAUGAUCCAGGGCUGAAGAACGACAUCCGCAACAAGCCGGUGCAGCUGCCCCUGGCCCACUCGGGGUGGCUCUUCAAGGAGGAGUCGGCCGAGCAGGAGGAUGCUGAGCCCUGGCUGCCCGGCCCCAAGGAGGAGAAGAUGGAGCUGGACCCACCAGCGGUGAAGGUGAAAGAAGAGCCGUGCGAUGAGGACGUCCCCCGGCCCCCGCCGAGCAGGGCCCCCCCCGGCUUCCCCCGCGACGUGUCGGUGGCCGAGCUGCUGCAGCGCCUGCGCCUCUCGGCCGAGGAGGAGCUGCUGUUCCUGCAGCUGCCCGACACGCUGCCCGGGCAGCCCCCCACCCAGGACACCAAACCCGUCAAGACGGAGCUGCACAACGAGGAGGGGCAGGUGGUGGUGGUGAAGCAGGAGAAGAGCCAGGAGCUGAGGCAGGCAGAGAACACGUGCACCCUGAGCGACCUCCCCGAGGGACAAGUGGGGAAGCUGCUGGUCCGCAAGUCGGGGAAGGUGCAGCUGGUGCUGGGCAAAGUGACCCUGGAUGUGACCAUGGGCACCCCCUGCUCCUUUCUGCAGGAGCUGGUGUCCGUUGGCAUCGGGGACAGCCGCACGGGGGAGAUGAUUGUCCUGGGCCACGUGAAGCACAAGCUGGUUUGUUCCCCGGAUUUCGAGGCUCUGCUGGAGCACCGGCACCGGUAGCACAGGGGGAGCUGGGGGGGGCCCAGCCCCAUUCCCACAGCCCAUGGGGCUGAGCCUUGCACCGCUGGAGCCGCUGCAGCCCUCCUCCUCCCCUCAACCUCACCUCGGGGCCGUGGAGAGGUGUCUGCAGCGGAGGGCGCAAGGCCGGCUCCCGCCUCCUUCCCAGCCCUGCAGCGGAGCAGCGCCGGGGCUGGGGGGCUCCGGUGCCAGCCCCUGUGCCCCCUCCUGCAGCUCCGGGGGUGAGGAGCCCGGGGUGUCCCUGGCCUGCGCUGGGGACAGCAGGACCCGUGCCUGCGGGGAGAAACGGGGAAUAAAAACCUCUUUUUCCCCCGUU
Molecule: messenger RNA, 1572 nt
Organism: Strigops habroptila (Kakapo)
Lineage: Eukaryota; Metazoa; Chordata; Aves; Psittaciformes; Psittacidae
Gene: POLR3D
Product: RNA polymerase III subunit D
Exons: 9
Coding region: 57-1238 (393 amino acids)
Biological process (GO): transcription by RNA polymerase III
Cellular component (GO): RNA polymerase III complex
Molecular function (GO): DNA binding
Source: RefSeq, a predicted model, not a curated record